CUCAUGGGUAAGCAAAUUGCCUAUAAAAAGGAAAAUGACAGUUGCUACUGGUAUAGAAACAAAUUUCGAUGGAGAAAUCUGCCGCAAUCUCACUAGUACUACUAGCUGCGGCACUAGCGCUGCAAGCGAACUCCGCACCAGUAAGAGGAUGCAAACACGACAAAGACUCGUUGAAACCUCCGACGAGCGACGAGUGUGAAUAUCAAUCGCUGAACAAAGAAGGGCUGAUCGACGACAUCGUGAAUGCCUGCGACAUAAUCAUUGACAACUCUUCGGAUAUUCAUGAAAACCUACUUGGAGCUAAGAGUGUAAGUUAAAUGUACUGCUAUAUAGCAAGCAUAAUUAUUCACCAUCGUUGCUUUGACGCGCAGUGGGCGACGGUAGGGUUGUACACUAAUUCGAUCUACCCCAACGGACACAUGUUGAUAUCAGAUGUGCACUAUAACUUGGCGGCCAGCGUAUCUAUUUUCCAAACGUUCCUGCGGCCGCUGGGGCUCGCACUGACAGAGGAAGCUGUGCGCGACGUUGUGCGCAGGGAGAGAAACACAGUUUACAGAGAGCUCUACGACGUCUUCAGCAGCGUCGCUACCGCGGCGAACAAGACAUACCAACUCGUCAAGAGUGACACUAAUAUCCAUGGAUGCAUCGUGCCGCAUCUUCCAGCCAAUCUGAACGCUACACUCCGACCCUUCCAUCUGGAUAAAGACUCGAUUCCAAAGCACACACUGAUAGUAGAUGGACUAAUGAAUGAGCUCCAGCUUUUAUCCAUGGGUGUCAGGCUUCUCCUACUCUGCAUGAAGAGGGAAACUGGAAGCUGCAAUUUUUAGUGAUCACCCAUUUUUCCCGAUAUACCAUGAUUCACUUGUUACGUAGUUUGUGACAAAAGAUCAAUCUUUAUUCACUAGUAUUUAUUUUAUUGUCAGAGAUGUAUAUUUAUAUCAGAGAGAUUUUUUUUAUCUAUUAAUGAGAUUUUAUACUGUGUAUUUUUACAAUCAAAAUGCUAUAAGCUGAUGAAUGUUUUCAUGCAGUUG
Geodia barretti is the source of this 1031-nucleotide messenger RNA. Lineage: Eukaryota; Metazoa; Porifera; Demospongiae; Tetractinellida; Geodiidae. The record is from the annotation of a GenBank genome assembly.